AAACGUCGCAUAUGACGCGAUACGGUUUUUAUGAUUCAUUCAACCAAGAAUUUUUCUUGAGAAUUAUUGAUGCCAAUUAUUUCGAAAUUUUAUUCACUUAAAAUUUUUUUGUGAAUCUUGGCAGAAUAUCUCAUUCAAAAAAACAAUGGUUCCAUAAUUAAAUUUCGAAUCUUUUUUUCAUUUUGCAUUGUUAAUUUUUUUUCUUAUUUUAGUGGUCAUCAUAGAAUCGAUACAACAAAAAUGACAUUCAAAGAUCUAACUUCAGUUCGUGAUAGUACCGAUCAAUUGGUACAAAGUGUUCAGUGUUAUAAUGUUAAACCACUAAUUCUGCAAGGUUUUAUUGGGCCAUUUUUUACAUUACAAACAAUACUAUGUGUCUGGUAUUUUUAUUCCGAUGAAAAUUAUUCCGAUGUCUACAUUAUAACCGGUGGAUCUCUUUGUCUAUUGCAAUUACUCACAUUUUUGUCUGGAAUGUGGUCAGUACAUUGUCUAUGUUUUCUUGCUUAUUCAAAGGUAAAAAAUGUAACCGAUGCAGCCUGGGCAAAAGUAGUGCCCACUUCUAAUAAUGGUUCAGCUGAACUUGUACCGUUACGGCAUGCAAAAAUCGAUGGCAAAGAAACCAUUUGGUUUUUGUUUCAAAAAACCAAAUAUAUUUAUGAUUAUGAUAAACAAACGUUUCAGCUGAUCAUUUUUCCUACGGAUCUUCCGUACAAAACAUAUCAAAAAUGGCAUGGCUAUCCAAAUGAUAAUGAACUACAAACAGCAAUUAAAUUAUAUGGAAAAAAUCUUCUCGACAUGGAUAUACCGGAUUUCUGGACACUAUUCCGUGAACGAGCAACGGCACCAUUUUUUGUUUUUCAAGUAUUCUGUGUUGGUCUUUGGUGUUUGGAUGAAUUUUGGUAUUAUAGUCUAUUCACCUUAAUGAUGUUGGUUGCAUUCGAAAGCAUUCUUGUUACACAACAAUUGAGAAAUAUGGCCGAAAUUCGUAAGAUGGGAAAUAAACCAUAUGAAAUGUUGGCAUAUCGUAAUCAUAAAUGGCAUUCAAUUCUUUCAUCAGAACUUAUCCCAGGUGAUAUUAUAUCCAUUGGACGAUCUCAAGAUGAUAAUCUUGUUCCAUGUGAUUUAAUACUUUUACGUGGUUCAUGUAUUGUCGAUGAAUCAAUGUUGACUGGUGAAUCUGUACCACAGAUGAAAGAACCGAUUGAAAAUCUAAUCGAUGUCGGUGAUCGACAAUUCAAUGUUGAUACCGACGGAAAACUGCAUGUUUUAUAUGGUGGCACAAAAAUUCUUCAACAUACAUCGCCGGUGAAAAAUGCUGUCAGUUUACGAGCCAGUGAUAACGGUUGUAUUGCAUAUGUACUUCGUACUGGAUUUCAGACAUCUCAGGGAAAAUUGCUACGGACCAUUCUUUAUGGUGUUCAACGAGUUACGGCCAAUAAUAUUGAGACAUUUGGUUUCAUUUGUUUCUUGCUUAUUUUUGCUAUUGCUGCCGCAUCAUACGUUUGGAAUCAUGCAUCCGAAGAUCCUAAACGAAAUAAAUAUAAAUUAAUGCUCGAAUGUGCAUUGAUCUUAACAUCAGUCGUACCACCAGAAUUGCCAAUAGAAUUAUCAUUGGCUGUCAAUAGUUCAUUAACAUCAUUGAUCAAGCUAUACAUUUUCUGUACCGAACCAUUUCGAAUUCCUUUUGCCGGAAAAGUUGAUAUUUGCUGUUUUGAUAAAACUGGUACAUUGACCAGUAAUGAUCUUGUAGUCGAAGGUGUUGCCGGUCUUGAUCCACAAAAUGAUGAUAAAAUUCAGACACCUCAAGAAGUCCCAAUUAAAACCAUCCAAGUAUUGGCUACAUGUCAUUCACUUGUAUAUCUAGACGAUGGACUUGUUGGUGAUCCAUUAGAAAAAUCGACACUCAAAUCAAUCGAUUGGACAUUGACUAAAGGUGAUUCGGUUAUUCCACGUAAAGGCAAACAAACAGGCUUGAAAAUAUUCCAACGAAAUCAUUUUUCAAGUCAAUUGAAACGAAUGUCAGUUAUUGCUGGUUAUAAUGACGUUACAUCAGGUGAAUCCAGUUAUUUCGUAUCGGUCAAAGGAGCACCGGAAAUUCUUAAACCAAUGUUUUCAAAAAUUCCGGAUAAAUAUGAUAACGUAUACCUGGAAAUGUCUCGUAAAGGUGCACGUGUGUUAGCGUUAGGUCGAAAAAAUCUAGGCAAUAUAUCGCCUGGACAAAUUAGGAAUUUCACUCGUGAAGAAGUGGAAACUGAACUCGAAUUUGUUGGCUUUCUGAUAAUUUCCUGCCCGCUAAAACCUGAUUCAAUCUCAGUAAUGAAAGAAAUUAUUAGUUCAUCACAUUAUGUUACAAUGAUUACCGGUGAUGCACCACUUACCGCUUGUCAUGUAGCUAAAGAGCUAUAUUUUGUUUCGGGUAAAAAACCAACAAUUAUUCUCAAUGGUACGGAAAAACUUGUGUGGAAAUCAAUUGAUGAAAAAAUCUGUUUACCAUUGAUACCUGAUAACAAUGAAUUCUUUCGACAAUAUGAAUUCUGUGUUACCGGCGAUAGCCUCAAUGCUUUACUUGAUUAUGAUCCGAAAUUUUUCAUCAAAAUUUUGCCCAAAAUUCGUGUGUUUGCACGUGUGGCACCGAAACAAAAAGAAUUCAUCAUAACAUCAUUACGAUCAUUGGGUUAUACAACAUUAAUGUGUGGUGAUGGAACCAAUGAUGUUGGCGCAUUAAAACAUGCUCAUGUUGGCGUUGCUUUACUUUCGAAUCCCUUACCUAUGCCGAAAACUGAAAAAUCAUCUAACAACAUCCCAGCUAAUAAUAAUGGAGAUUAUCGUCGUUCAAUCAAUGAUGUAUUGGCCGAACGGAAUAAUAGUCGUAUAAUGAAUAAUAACCAUCAUAGGCAACGACGAAAUCAUGGUCAUAAUAAUAAUUCCAUGAAUUCGGCAUCGUCUUCAGUGAAUCCACGUAUGAUUCGCACACAGGAGCGUAUCAAUCAAUUAUUGAAAGAAUUGGAAGAACAAGAUAAAUCUCAAAUUGUAAAGUUGGGUGAUGCUAGCAUUGCUGCACCAUUUACAUCGAAGCUAUCAUCGAUUCAAUGCAUUUCACAUAUAAUUCGUCAGGGCCGUUGUACAUUAGUCACAACACUACAAAUGUUUAAAAUUCUUGCACUCAAUGCUCUUAUCCUAGCCUAUUGCCAAUCAGUACUUUAUCUGGACGGAAUUAAAUUCAGUGAUGGUCAAGCAACACUACAGGGACUCUUCCUUACCGGUUGUUUUCUAUUCAUCACUCGUUCAAAGCCAUUGGAGGUACUAUCAAAACGCCGUCCAUUAUCCAACAUAUUCAACUUGUACACCAUAUUGACCGUAUUGCUUCAAUUUGCUGUACAUUUUUUGGCCUUGGUUUAUCUAGUCCGUGAAGCAACGGCAAUGUCACCGCCACGGACGGAAAAAUUCGUCGAUCUAGAUACUGAAUUCAAACCAUCAUUGUUGAAUUCGACUGUCUAUAUAAUUUCCAUUUCAUUACAAGUUGCAACAUUUGCCGUCAAUUACAAGGGUCAUCCAUUCAUGUGUAGUUUGGCAGAAAAUCGUCCACUUUUGUACAGUAUUCUGGGCUCAUUUGGUUUGGUUAUCGUUCUUGUUACUGGUGUGAUGCCCGAAUUUUCUGAACAAUUUUCCGUUGUUGAGUUUCCACAGCCGUUUCAAACGACCAUACUAACGGUAUUGGCUUCUGAUCUUAUCGGUGCAUUAUUUAUUGAUCGAAUAUGUGAAUUGAUUUUGGACCGGUCAUCGAUGAAAUCAAUUUAGUUCAGAUUUAUAAUUAUAAUUUUUUUCAAAUUUAUUCAAAUUGGACUGAUAGCUCUCUGAAUGUAAUUUUCACAAAAAAAUGUCUAUUAUAUUUAAUGAAAACUAUUUUAAUUAUUAAAAAAAAAUGAAAAUUCAAAUCAAAAUCGACGGACAACUGGGCAAUUCGGACCAUCGAAACAUUUUUUUUAUGUCCUGGGAAUGGCGUAUUGUUAUCCUCUCCUGUAUAUAAUCAUGGAGAUUUCAUGGAUAAUGAUAAAACCCCCAAAUUAUAAAGGACAAAAUUAAAAAAAAAAUUUGUGACCGUUUUGUGAUAUCAAGAUUAAAGUUUUUCUUCCUAACUCUUUGGUAUGCGAUUCGGUCUCCACAAAUUAAAAU
Molecule: messenger RNA, 4173 nt
Organism: Dermatophagoides farinae (American house dust mite)
Lineage: Eukaryota; Metazoa; Arthropoda; Arachnida; Sarcoptiformes; Pyroglyphidae
Source: RefSeq, a predicted model, not a curated record